This is a messenger RNA of Anopheles coustani, 1851 nucleotides long. RefSeq names its product somatostatin receptor type 1-like. Lineage: Eukaryota; Metazoa; Arthropoda; Insecta; Diptera; Culicidae. Gene Ontology annotation, cellular component: neuron projection; membrane. The record is from RefSeq and is a predicted model, not a curated record. Bases 1 to 1851 code for a protein of 616 amino acids. Gene Ontology annotation, biological process: G protein-coupled receptor signaling pathway. Gene Ontology annotation, molecular function: peptide binding; somatostatin receptor activity. The transcript has a single exon.
AUGGAUUGGAAUGGUACAGCGUCAGCGAACGGGACGGUUGAUCUGCUAGUGGCUGCCGGCACGGUGGCCCUGUCCACGUUAUCACCGCUUCCUGCCAUCACCACGCACGCCCACCAUCCGGUCAGCCCGGCGGAGGACGGCAACACGAUGGCUUCGCCCGCCGGUGAUAUAACGAUAGCGACGGCAGCCCAUUUCCACGGCGGUCUACCGUUUCCUUCGGAGCUGCUGACGUUCCUCCGGCAAACAACAACCUCCUCGUCGGCCGCCUUCACGGCCGCGUCCGUCUCGGCGAACUUUACCACCUUCCUUAACAACAUAACGCUUCGGGCGCUGACGGCGUCGGGUGGCGGUGGGGCCUCCGGUUCCGGUACCAGUUCGGCCGAGUUCACCGCCAACCUGUCGAGGCGCUUUCCACACCAUCCGUUCUUCAGUACGUUCUUCAACGAGAGUGCCCUCGACAUCUGCCCCUCGAUACAGAUGCCGGUGGGGAAUGUGAUCUCGAUGAUUCUGUACGCCCUGGUGGCCAUCGUGGGGCUGUUCGGCAACACGCUCGUCAUCUACGUCGUGCUGCGCUUCAGCAAGAUGCAGACGGUAACCAACAUGUACAUCCUUAAUCUGGCCAUCGCGGAUCAAUGCUUCCUGAUCGGGAUCCCCUUCCUCAUCACCACGAUGCACCUGGGCGAGUGGACGUUCGGGAACGCGAUGUGCAAGGCGUACAUGGUGUCGACCUCGAUCACGCAGUUCACCUCGUCCAUCUUUCUGUUCAUCAUGUCCGCCGAUCGGUACAUCGCCGUGUGUCAUCCGAUCUCGUCGCCGCGCUUUCGAACCCCUCUUGUCUCGAAGGUGGUGUCGGCUCUGGCCUGGACCGCGUCCGCUCUCAUCAUGCUACCGGUGAUGCUGUACGCCAACACGAUCCAGCGCGAGAAGGACAAGAUGUCGUGCAACAUUAUGUGGCCGUCGGAAACGGGCGCAAACUCUGGCACAACGUUCACGCUCUAUUCGCUUAUCCUCGGGUUCGCCAUCCCGCUGACGCUGAUCCUAAUGUUCUACUACCUGGUCAUCCGGAAGCUCCGCACCGUCGGACCAAAGUCCAAGUCGAAGGAGAAGAAGCGUUCCCACCGGAAGGUGACGAAGCUGGUCCUCACCGUCAUCACCGUGUACGUGCUUUGCUGGCUGCCGUACUGGAUCUCGCAGGUGGCACUUAUCAACUCGCCACCGGACAUCUGCAAGUCGCGGCUGGAGAUUACCGUAUUCGUGUUGGUCAGCUGGCUCGGGUAUAGCAACUCCGCGAUGAACCCGAUACUGUACGCGUUCCUCAGCGACAACUUUAAGAAGAGCUUCCUGAAGGCUUGUACUUGUGCGAAGGGUAAGGAUGUGAACGCACAGCUGCAGAUCGAGAACAGCUUCUUCCCGCGGUUUGUCCGCAAUCGGGGCUCGGAGCGGGGCAACUCUACCAAGGUGCUUCAGCCCAACAACCGUCCGAACAAGGGAGCGGACCAGCAACACCAGCAGCAACAACAACAGCUACAGCUGAACGCUGCGAAUCAGAACCAGCAGCAACAACUUCACCGAUCUAACGAAGCCAUCGCCAACAACAACAACAAUAGCAACGUUAACAACAACAGCUCCAAGCCCAAUGGAACCAGUGUUGAGCAGAGUUCCAUCGUCCGGGGUUGCGGCCCUUCGACGAGCGUAACGAAUGUGCAAUCUUCGUCCAGCGUUCGACCUUCCAACGAGCAACCGAUAGUGCCAAUAUCGUCGGGCCGACUGCUGGACGCAAACAAUGCGACGCCGCCGGCCACCGGAGCUCCGAUCUUCGCUCGUCCGCCCGUCCUCCACACGGACCUGUAA